AAUAUCACUGCCACGUCUAAGCCUUCUCGGUGGAUAAGAUAACUAGUUCCUGGCUACGUCAUUGAAGCCAGACUAUUAAAGAGCUAAUACUGGCCCUUUCUUUUUAUUUUCAAUGAUGAAGAAUACUGUCAGCUAAAUACUAGGAAGAUGGAAUGUCUGUUUGAAGCUAUCGCGGCUCUCGUAUGCUGCUGCACUGCCAAUCUCGAGCUCAGUCGACCUAGAAAUUCCUCUCCAAAUGCCCCAACAAAAAAUGUGAGUUGUGUCCUGAUUAUAUGCUUUAAAAACAUAGCUGAUGAUAUGACAGAAACUCGGUGCGAGAGGCAGCAGUACGAAGACAUAAUGCGAUUCGACGAAACAUUCGUCCCAGCAUCCCACCAUAGCCGGGUGGAGCAUAUUCAACACAACCAUCGCAAAAACAUCGCCGCCGAGUCAAACACAUACACCAAUACCUCAUGGCUGAUCAGAUCCUAUCAGUUCCCUGGAUAUAGCCCACGAGCCGAACACCGAGCGCCCAAGGCUUAGCUCGCUGCGAUGUACUCUCACAGUCCCCUGGCCUGAAUGUGCCUCUUCACAGUGGACCUGUUCUUUGCAUCCUUUACAUUCUCCUGCAAAAUUGCAGUUGCAUUUAUAUAAAUUCCGGGAUGAAGCACCGUUCUCGCGAUUUUG
Messenger RNA from Aspergillus versicolor CBS 583.65, 666 nucleotides. RefSeq lists its product as uncharacterized. The transcript has a single exon. Bases 148 to 522 code for a protein of 124 amino acids. The record is from RefSeq and is a predicted model, not a curated record. NCBI's taxonomy places the organism in Eukaryota, Fungi, Ascomycota, Eurotiomycetes, Eurotiales, Aspergillaceae.